This is a messenger RNA of Oncorhynchus mykiss (rainbow trout), 3649 nucleotides long. The record is from RefSeq and is a predicted model, not a curated record. Lineage: Eukaryota; Metazoa; Chordata; Actinopteri; Salmoniformes; Salmonidae.
CCAGGGCUAAGAACAUAAAUUGUAGAUACAUAAUAUGACUCUCUAAAUAUAUUCCAUGGAUCUCUUGGUCAAAAUUAUUUUAAAGAUAUGUACCUUUGCAGUACCUCUGACCCCACUUUGAGAACACCCGAAUAGGCUUUCGAGAGGUGUGGCGGGUGCACUCAGUAGCAACACUGCACGCCCGACAUCGACGGAGCUCUCAAACAAACAGGUAUUACAUGGAUGAAAUUCGCAAAGUUGGCUUCCAGAAGGCAUCCAGCUUCUCAGUUCCCUGGGCAAGAGGAUGGUGCUGGCUGGUGUGCUGCUUUCCUCUGCCCUCGCCCUGUUCGGAUGUACCUUCACACUAGGCAUGCGCUACAACAAAGACCAAGCACAGAGCCCGUGUCUGACCAAGGCCUGUUUCACGGUGGCCAGUAAGAUCGUAGAGGGCCUGGACCGCAGCGCUGACCCCUGCCAGGACUUCUACCAGUACGCCUGCGGGGGUUGGGUCCGCAAGAACCCUCUCUCCGACGGACGCUCUGGUUGGAGCACCUUCAACAGCGUCUGGGACCAGAACCAGGCUGUCCUCAAACACCUGCUGGAGAACGUCACUUUCAACUCCAGAAGCGCGGCGGAGAGGAAGACGCAGUUCUACUAUCUGUCCUGUCUCAAUGAGCAGCACAUUGAGGAGCUGGGAGCCACGCCCCUUAUUGACCUCAUCACAAAGACAGGGGGCUGGAGCAUCACUGGGCCCUGGGAGAAGGACAACUUCAUGGAGGUGCUGAAGACCGUGUCGGGCCCCUACCGCGCCCAGCCCUUCUUCACAGUCAGAGUCCGUGUGGACCCCAAGAAUUCCAAUAGCAACGUCAUCCAGGUGGGCCAAUCAGGGUUGUUCCUCCCCCCGUGGGACUAUGACAGCAAUACAGCCAAUGAAAAGGCAUAUCUGGAUUACAUGGUGGAGCUGGGCCUGCUGUUGGGAGGGGAUAAGAACUCCACGCAGAGCCAGAUGCAGCAGAUCCUGGACUUUGAGACAACGCUUGCCAACAUCACCAUAUCGCAGGACAAAUGCUGCGACAAGGAGAAGAUCUACCACAAGAUCACCAUCGCCGAGCUGCAGCUGCUGGCUCCGGCGGUGGACUGGCUGGACUACCUGUCCUUGGUCCUGUUCCCUCUGGACCUGAAUGACACGGAGCCCGUGGUGCUCUAUGCCAAGGAGUUCCUGCAGCAGGUGUCUGACCUGAUCAACAAGACUGAUCGCAGCCUGCUCAACAACUACAUGAUCUGGAACCUGGUGCAGAAGGGAGCGUCCAGUCUGGACCAGCGCUUUGAGAACGCCCAGGACAAGCUGCUAGAGAGCCUGUAUGGAACCAAGAAGUCCCGCACACCUCGAUGGCAGACCUGCAUUGGGAACACAGAUGACACGCUCGGCUUCGCCCUGGGAGCGCUCUUUGUAAAAGCGACGUUUGAUAAACACAGCAAAAAGAUUGUAGAGGGGAUGAUCAAUGAGAUCCGUACUGCGUUCAAAGAUGCUCUGGAUCACAUCAAGUGGAUGGACAAACAGACGCGGACGGCAGCCAAAGACAAGGCGGACACCAUCUACAACAUGAUUGGAUUCCCUGACUUUAUCCUGGACCCCAAAGAACUGGAUGAUGUUUACGACGGGUAUGACGUCUCAGAAGACAACUUUUUCCAGAACACGCUCAACUUCUACAACUUCUCCGCCAGGGUGAUGGCCGAUCAUCUCCGCAAGCCACCCAGCAGUGACCAAUGGAGUAUGACCCCUCCCACAGUCAACGCCUACUACAUGCCCAACAAGAAUGGAAUUGUCUUCCCAGCUGGAAUCCUUCAGGCACCCUUUUACGCCCAGCAUCACCCCAAAGCACUGAACUUCGGGGGGAUCGGAGUGGUGAUGGGACACGAACUCACUCAUGCCUUUGGUGUCCAGGGCAGGGAAUACGACAGAGAUGGGAACCUUCGGCCAUGGUGGCAAAAUUCCUCUGUGGACGCAUUUAAGAAUCGCACGGAAUGCAUGGUUGAGCAGUACAAUGGGUUUACCAUCAAUGGGACGCAUAUAAAUGGCAAGCAGACGCUGGAAGAGAACAUUGCUGACAACGGCGGCCUAAAGGCAGCCUAUAAUGCAUACCAGUCAUGGGUGCAGGAGAACGGUGAGGAGAAGAGGCUGCCGGCGGUCAACCUGACCAAUGACCAACUGUUCUUUGUGGGAUUCGCCCAGGUGUGGUGUUCCGUGCGAACCCCAGAGCGUGCCCACCAGGGACUCAUGACAGACCGCCACAGCCCCCCAAAGUACCGCGUCAUCGGCACCCUCUCCAACUUGCCAGCCUUUGCAGAGCACUUCCAGUGCCCCACUGGCUCCCCGAUGAACCCUGGUCACCGCUGCACAGUGUGGUAGGGCCUGGGAAAACCACAGGGGGGUGCUGUCUGUGGAGUCUGCAUGGAGAACCAAGAGGAGGAGUUGAUCUCUGCAUUGGACCUUUUUUCUAUUUUUAUUCUUUGUACAUAAUGAUGGACUACUAGUGGUGAGUAGAGCAGCACAGACUCCAGGUUAGCGAGAGGGAGGCGUGUUGAGAGAAAAGUUGUCGUCUGCUGAUGCAUGUGUAAUUCCAGUGUUAGGGGAUGGUAUUUUUCCUCCUUUUCCACACCCCAGUUUGUGUGGUGCACAAAGACACGUUUUAUUUAGUGUUUGCUGGACUUAGUGGGGGGCCGGGGAGGAGGAGCCAUUAGGGGAUGUCUGUCCACACCCCUUUCUCUAUGCUUCCGGGUCAUAGCUGUCCUCACUGUGUGCCCUGUUUACAAUUGAAACCGGAGCCCUCUUUUGACUGAGGGAUCUCCCUGAAACCACUAUGACCUCACAGGAAGUGGUCAUCACCCUCUGACCUCGCAGGAAGUGCAGGAACUUCACUCUGACAUCGCAUGAUGGAGGUUCAGGUGCCUUUGUGACCUCACAGGAAAGUAUCGUCCCAGCCCUAUGCAGUAUAUGUGUGGCUCUGGUAAAUGGUAGUUCCCUGUAUGGGGUGUCAUUUAAAUAGGGUGUAAUUUGAGAUGGAGCCAUAUAGACUCGCUUCUCCUUUUUCUGUUGCAUCACAAGGUGCACUGGCUUCAGUGACAUCACAAUGAAUCCCCCAGCAGUGGUGGGGGAUCCUAAUACUUUAAAAUGGCCUCCCCUCCUAUUUACCAUGUUCUACUACUGGACAGAUGAAAGCACUAUGAAGCCUACUGAUAACCCUUGCCAACAUAUUGCUUUUAGUUAUCUAAUUUCUUAAAGAUUGUUGGCGAGCAUUUUGAGUACAUAGGAAAGGGUACUUAGAAAAGCCACUUAACAGUGUUGACCCAACCAGGAGCAGGGUGCCAAUGCCCCUAGACGCCGAUCUUGGUUCAGUUUUGUAUUUUCAGCACUAAUGGUUAAGGUUAGGAUUGGGGGAGGGUUUGCUGAUCGUAUAUUUGUACUUAAGGGAAACUUCAUCCAGGAGCAAGCAACCACAAGAUCGGCAGAGCUCCCUCUGGGACCUAUAGUGUGCUGGACAAUCUGGGACUCUGGUUGUAGGGACCAUCACCACUUGCUUAUCUGUGUGUUAUAGUUGUUAUUGGCAUAUUAUGAAGUUGACAAAGUUGAAAUGAGAUGCACAUCUUUAAAUCUGCCUUUUGUCAAAGA